Molecule: messenger RNA, 505 nt
Organism: Stegodyphus dumicola
Lineage: Eukaryota; Metazoa; Arthropoda; Arachnida; Araneae; Eresidae
Gene: Adsl
Product: adenylosuccinate lyase
Biological process (GO): 'de novo' AMP biosynthetic process
Cellular component (GO): cytosol
Molecular function (GO): N6-(1,2-dicarboxyethyl)AMP AMP-lyase (fumarate-forming) activity; (S)-2-(5-amino-1-(5-phospho-D-ribosyl)imidazole-4-carboxamido) succinate lyase (fumarate-forming) activity
Source: RefSeq, a predicted model, not a curated record
UCACAUGCCGGUGUUAUCUUAUGUUAUCGCAUAGCGGUGUGUUUUCAGUAACUGUGGAUGUAGAAGUUGAGAUUAAUAGACCUUUCAAAAACUCUAAAAAAUUAAAUUGUUCACAAUGACUGAAAAUAUGUUAUUACACUACCAAACACCAUUAUCUAGUCGUUAUGCAAGCGAAGAAAUGUCACGAAAUUUCAGUGACAUCAAGAAAUUUACUACAUGGAGAAAACUCUGGGUAUAUCUUGCCAAAGCAGAAAAGAUCUUAGGCUUAAAUAUUACUGAUGAGCAAAUUGAACAAAUGGAAGCAAAUAUAGAAAAAAUUGACUUCCAAGCUGCAGCUAAAGAAGAAAUGCUUACAAGACAUGAUGUGAUGGCACAUGUUCAUGUAUUUGCUGCUCAGUGUCCGAAAGCAGCACCAAUAAUUCAUUUAGGAGCAACCUCAUGUUAUGUUGGAGAUAACACAGACCUGAUAUUAAUCCGAGAUGGGUUGAAUAUUUUACUACCUAAG